Microthlaspi erraticum is the source of this 327-nucleotide messenger RNA. NCBI's taxonomy places the organism in Eukaryota, Viridiplantae, Streptophyta, Magnoliopsida, Brassicales, Brassicaceae. The record is from the annotation of a GenBank genome assembly.
AUGCGGUUUGUUUUGCGAUCCGCCAUUGCGCAUGCGCAGUGUAAUCUCAGAGGGAGAUCGAUUGGGCAGACUCGCAAUUUUUCUUCCUCGCGUGAUGAGAGUGGGUUUCGUUCAAACAUGAAGUCAUUUUGGACAAAGAAGAUUACGUACGGGGACGCAAUAUCAAUUCUUGUGUUUUCUAGGAUAAUUGAUCUUGCGUUUGUUUAUGGACGUGCUAAACGCUGGAAGAAAACUGCAGAAAUUGAUGAAGAGAAGAAGAAGAAGAAGAAGAAGAAGAAGAAGAAGAAGAAGACGAAGACUGAAAGAAAUUUGGAGCCGCCUAAUUAA